GCCUAUGUGCAGACAAGCAGUCUGUUUAUUGCUGACCGUUUGUAUUUUUCCUGUUUGCUAUGCGGGAGAAAUUUUCACCGGAAAAGCCGAUGCAAGAGCAUCUCGGAACCUCCACGGCGUUUAUUAUACAGCUGCUAUAAAAGUACAAUGGGGAAUUCAACUGAAAUACUGUUUUUUCUACAAGGACUGAGUGACACAGUGUCAAGCAAGCGCACAUACUUUAUCCUCAUUCUUCUUGUUUACCUUUUUACUCUUUUAGCGAACCUGACUUUGAUUGUGACAAUUAUCUUGGAGAAAACUCUCCAUGAGCCUAUGCUUGUAUUCCUGUGUAAUUUGUGUGUAAAUGGUAUACUUGGUGCCUCAAUAUUGUAUCCUAAAAUAUUAGUGGACCUUUUAUCUGACUUAAGUGUUACUUCGUAUGAAGCUUGUUUGGGUCAAAUUGUUGUAUUAUACAGCUACACAAACUGCGAAUAUACCACGUUAGCAAUGAUGGCUUAUGACAGGUAUAUCGCGAUAUGUAAGCCACUCAAUUACCACUCUAUCAUCACGCCUCAGAAGGUGAUGAAAUUACUGUUAUUUACCUGGCUUUCAUCCAUCUGUGAAUCAGUUGUUGUGGUGGGCCUGAUAGCCAGACUGCCCCUCUGUGGAUUCAAGAUCGAAAAGAUUUACUGCACAGCCUGGGCCGUCGUAAAGCUGUCGUGUGUGGACACCUCUAUCAACAACAUAGUCGGGUACACUUUCAUAUUUUUUAACAUUUCACUAGCAGUGCUGGUCGUGAUUUCCUAUGUUUAUAUCGUCAGAGCAUGUGUCCGAUCGCCGAAAGAACGGAGUAAAUUCAUGCAGACCUGUUUGCCCCAUUUAAUCGCACUGACUAAUUUCUUCAUCGCACUGGGUUUUGAUCUCAUGUACACGCGCUAUGGUCCCACCGACCGUCUGCAGGCUCUCCGCAAUUUCAUGUCCCUGGACUACCUCAUUGUUCCACCGCUCCUAAAUCCCCUAAUCUAUGGCCUGAGACUGAACCAGAUCCGCCGGAAAAUCUUUAGAAUGUGCAGCCAGAAAACACGUGCUCUAAAGUGAAUGUUUGUACUUUGUUCAGGUAGGAAAAUCAAUAUCCCCCCUCCAAAUGUUUUCAUAAAGAUGACAACAAUAGCCUACAAUCUCUGAACAGCAGGAUUAAAUGGUUCUAAGAUGUAGCACAGAUUUAGAUGUUCCCGGAA
Molecule: messenger RNA, 1217 nt
Organism: Anguilla rostrata (American eel)
Lineage: Eukaryota; Metazoa; Chordata; Actinopteri; Anguilliformes; Anguillidae
Product: olfactory receptor 2G3-like
Exons: 1
Coding region: 148-1077 (309 amino acids)
Biological process (GO): detection of chemical stimulus involved in sensory perception of smell; G protein-coupled receptor signaling pathway
Cellular component (GO): membrane
Molecular function (GO): G protein-coupled receptor activity; odorant binding; olfactory receptor activity
Source: RefSeq, a predicted model, not a curated record